Aquila chrysaetos chrysaetos is the source of this 9428-nucleotide messenger RNA. It is a transcript of the gene RORB, whose product is annotated as RAR related orphan receptor B. The transcript is spliced from 10 exons. The record is from RefSeq and is a predicted model, not a curated record. Gene Ontology annotation, biological process: regulation of transcription by RNA polymerase II. Gene Ontology annotation, molecular function: RNA polymerase II cis-regulatory region sequence-specific DNA binding; nuclear receptor activity; zinc ion binding. Lineage: Eukaryota; Metazoa; Chordata; Aves; Accipitriformes; Accipitridae. Gene Ontology annotation, cellular component: nucleus. The coding region runs from base 459 to 1838 and encodes 459 amino acids.
UCCCGCUCCGCGCGUCCCUGUGGCUGCGCAGUGGAAAUCCGCACCGGGGAGCUGCUGAGGGGCGCCGGUGUCAUGUGAAAGCGCACAUGCUCUGCCAUCCGCGCAGCCCCAGCCUCUCUUCUGCCUCCGCCUGCUUUUCCUGUUUUUCCUAGCGUAACUCCUCUCCUUCCCCCCCUCCCCCGCUUCGCCGCUAGCCAGCCGCUGCCGCCGCUCCGCGGCCCAGGCGACCCCCGCAAGGGCUCCGCGGCGGGCGGGCGCGGGGCGGCCGCCAGGGAGGAGCGCGCCCGGCGGCGGGCAGCCCGCGGAGCCGCGCCCCGUGGAGCCGCCUCGGAGGUAUGGUUUUCCCGGCGGAGCAGAGCUGCGGCGGCCGCCGCCUCCGCGGGUGCUGAGACGGGAUUUUUGUGGUGCGGUUCCCGGGCUCCCAGCUUCAUGACUGCGCGGAGCGGGGAGCCAACACCAUGCGAGCACAAAUUGAAGUGAUACCAUGCAAAAUUUGUGGUGAUAAGUCCUCUGGAAUACACUAUGGAGUCAUCACAUGUGAAGGCUGCAAGGGAUUCUUUCGGAGGAGUCAGCAGAACAAUGCCUCCUACUCCUGCCCAAGGCAGAGAAACUGUUUAAUUGACAGAACCAACAGAAAUCGUUGCCAACACUGCCGACUGCAGAAAUGUCUUGCCCUGGGAAUGUCUCGAGAUGCUGUGAAGUUUGGAAGAAUGUCCAAAAAGCAGAGGGAUAGCUUGUACGCUGAAGUGCAGAAGCACCAGCAGCGACUGCAGGAACAAAGGCAGCAGCAGAGCGGUGAGGCAGAAGCCCUCGCCAGGGUUUACAGCAACAGCAUCAGCAAUGGCUUGAGCAACCUGAAUAACGAAACUGGCAGCACCUACUCAAAUGGGCACAUCAUUGACCUGCCGAAGUCUGAGGGUUACUAUAACGUGGAUUCUGCCCAGCCUUCCCCAGAUCAGUCUGGGUUAGACAUGACUGGAAUCAAACAGAUAAAGCAGGAACCUAUCUAUGACCUCACCUCUGUACCAAACUUGUUUACCUAUAGCUCUUUCAACAAUGGGCAAUUAGCUCCGGGGAUAUCCAUGACUGAAAUAGAUCGAAUUGCACAGAAUAUCAUUAAAUCUCAUUUGGAGACAUGUCAGUAUACAAUGGAGGAACUACACCAGCUAGCAUGGCAGACCCACACAUAUGAAGAAAUUAAGGUUUACCAGAGCAAGACCAGAGAAGCUCUGUGGCAGCAGUGUGCCAUUCAGAUCACCCACGCUAUCCAGUACGUGGUGGAGUUUGCGAAGCGUAUAACAGGCUUCAUGGAGCUCUGCCAGAAUGACCAAAUUCUCCUCCUUAAGUCAGGGUGCUUGGAAGUGGUUUUGGUGAGAAUGUGCCGUGCCUUCAACCCACUCAACAAUACUGUUCUGUUUGAAGGAAAGUAUGGAGGGAUGCAAAUGUUUAAAGCCUUGGGUUCUGAUGAUCUGGUGAAUGAAGCAUUUGACUUUGCAAAGAAUUUAUGUUCCUUACAGCUGACUGAGGAGGAGAUUGCCUUGUUUUCAUCUGCUGUUCUGAUAUCACCAGAUCGAGCCUGGUUAAUAGAGCCAAGGAAGGUCCAGAAGCUUCAGGAAAAGAUUUACUUUGCACUUCAACAUGUGAUCCAGAAGAACCACCUCGACGAUGAGACUUUGACAAAGUUAAUAGCCAAGAUACCAACUAUUACUGCACUUUGCAACUUGCAUGGAGAGAAACUACAGGUAUUUAAGCAAUCUCAUCCAGAUACAGUGAACACACUGUUUCCUCCAUUAUACAAGGAGCUUUUCAAUCCAGACUCAACCACUGGCUGCAAGUGAAGGGGAUAAUAGAAUUUUCACGUAGUCAUGGAAUGCAUCACUAUUAAGACAAAAAGAAAUGUUUUCAUGAAGAACUUAUUAAAAAUGUCACUACUGCAACACUAGGAAUGUCCUGCACUUAAUAGAAUUAUUUUUCACCGCUACAGUUUGAAGAAUGUAAAUAUGCAACUCUGAGUGGGGAUGUCUUUUUUCUCUUUUCUUUGUUUACUUUUUUUUUAUUUUUGAACUGACAAUGAAUAUACAAAUAUAGACACUGGGUGUUACCUUUUUUUUUUUUUAUUUUAUUUUAUUGGGGGAUGUUUUGGGAGACAACUGUUCCUAGAAUUUUAUUGUAGAUAUAUAUGAGAAUAGAGCAGUACUUUGCAGUAUUACUCUUGCUGUUUAUUGUUCAAAUAUAAUUUAAGAAAAAUCCACUUAUUAGACUUGCUUAUUUCUAUGUUUUUAGAUAGUUUAAUGCAUGUGGAAGUUUGUAGCUGUCUUGGAAAUUAUGGUGCAUGUAUGGAAUACACAUAUAUAUAUAUAUGUGCUAUAUACUUUUUUAUAUAUAUAUAUAUAUAUGUAGGUAUUAUAUGCAUACAUGCUGUAGCUUAAAAAUCCCAUGCCUACUUUUAAAGGAUGCUCAGCCCAGCUGUCAUGCAUUUCUUACUCUCCAAGUAAUGUAUUAGAUUUACUUUGGGCAAUCAAGAUUUGCUUUGCCAGUCAGAGUUAAAUUAUCAGCUGCCGAUGUGUAAUGACAGGAUCACUUCUGAGAUAUGUGUAAUGUAGUGCAUGUGUGCAGUCUAUAAAUGAAACAUCAGGAAUGUAUCAAUGGUGCAAAAGCCUUGUCUGGAUUAUUUUAGUGGAGAGAGGAAAAGGGUUUUUUUUUUAUUUUCUCCCUGUUACAGGGAUAGAGCAUAUAUAAAAGUGAACACUGUAGGACCUGAUGUCAGUAAAGUAUCUGAAACACAGAGUAAAAAUGUAGACUACCCCACACAUACAUUUUUCUGAUUCCACACAUUAUUUUAUUUUUAUGUACUGCUUUGAAAAGUAGUUGCAAGGCUUGGUUUGGUUUUUGCUGAACUCAGUGGAAAGACACGUAGUGAACUAAGUGAAAACCAUAGGAAGCCUAAAAUGUAGCUCUGAAGAGUAGUGGCAGAGGGAGGAAGGGAGGGAAGGAGGAGGAAAGUCAAAGCAAGCAAUGUCCAUGGUUACAAAGGCAGAUAUAACUAUCACUGUUUCUGACACAGCCAUCACCUAGAUGGGACUGAUGGUUUCCAAUACACACAUACGUAUAUGUAUGUUACAUACACAUGCAUAUAUGUAUGUAUAUAACCGUGUAUAUAUACAUAUAUAGGGCUGAUUUUAGAUGCGCUUCAGGAGGGGAGCAAAGGAUUGGGGCUUUCUUUUUGUCUGUCUCUGAACUGACUUUUGUGCAUUUGCUUGCAAAACCAAAGGCAAACACAGAGGGGAGUGGAAGACUGCCAUGGACUUAAUCUUGUGGAUUAAUUACGUUUAAUUAGCAGUCAUGAUUAAUGUAUUUGGAUUCUGCCAGAGAUACAAAACAUAGACUUUUUAGCUAUGGAAGAGGGAUUCAGUUUCUGCUAUGGCUCUGCCCUUACCACCAUUUCUACCUGUUGUGAACUUUUUCAGAAAACUGUCCGCCGGGGACACCAGUGGAGGGAGUAGAGCAGAAAUAAGAGGAAGCAGGCAGUAGAGAAGAAAUGAAGUGGAGGCAGGAUCAUGAGUAGAUAUAUUUCUUUAUUUCAAAUCACGUAGAAGUUAGUGCAAACUGAGGCAAGGCAAGGAGGAGCAUGCUGUCAGGGACGUCAAAGGACCCACUGUCUGCCAGGCUGCAUGGCAGAGUGGUGUCACAGGGAACUCACAAGGAACCCUCAGGGACACGGCUGGGCCCCAGGGUGGGUGCAGAAACUUGGUUUGUUACAGUGAUAAUGCCUCCAGCUUUUCCAGCAGACUCGCACAGCUCCGGUCUCCAUGUUCUGUUCCCGUUUCUGCAUGACCAAGUAAUUCACAGACUAUUCCCAGUACUUUGUGGAGUUUUACCUUGUCAUCCAUCAGCCGGUUUGCAAGUUUACAUACAUGUUUCAUGACAGAAUCCAGUCUAGACAGUAUCAACAUUUGUUUGCUCUGUUUUAGCAAUGCCAGGCCAGAUAUAAGAGCAGUUACAAACUCUCAGCUAAUACAUGUUUCUCUGUAGGUCCAUUACAACUUCAAAAAGAAAAAAAUAAAAAUCUGCACAGCCAAGUUAGUUGUGCUGAUAAUUUUGUGCAGACAUGACAUACUCUUCAAAAUCACUUAGUCCUAUAGAACAGCAAUUUCUAAAAUACCUUUUUUGCUCGAAAUUCAGAGCAUGUUUUCUGAUCUCUACUGAUUACAUUAAAAUAUCUUCAGUUAACAUAAUAAACCAUUGCUCUUGAUGCUUUUUUAUACCACUUAAAGCCUAAGACUGGCAUUCCCUUAUAAGGUGAUUUACCUGUUUGCAGCCCCUUUUACAUGGCAAAUCCAUGAAAAGGACCCCAAACUCCAACUUCUUCUAAUAUCAAAAGACUUAAUUAACUAUAUUUAUGUACUGCUUGUGUGAUUUUAUUUGGGAAAAAAAUCAAGUCGAGGUGAACCCUGGAAGUGCUCAGUUUUAACUGUAGGGGAUUCAUGUUUUCCUUGUCUUUUCCAACAUAAGAACACACAUUUAUAUUUGUUUGAAAUCCUUUAUAAACUUAUUUUCACUAUGUCAAAAGUAACAUAUUUAGCCAACCCACAGAAAUAUAGAAUAUGUGAUAAAUAUUACUGUUCUUAGUGCUGAUAAUAAAGAGGUUUGUCAUGCUUAUAAAUAGUUCCUCACAAUUACGUGUUACAUCUUGAAAAUGUUUUGUUCUCCUCAAAUAUGCUAAUCAGUCCUUGUGAUUUUUUUACUUAUGUCUUAGUCAAGAAAACCAAAUGGAGGUCACCAGUGAAAAAAACCUUUAUUUAAUCAUUAUCUGCAGGGCUUUUAAUCUUUAAAGCACUAUUCUUACAUCACUGCAACCUCAUGACCUUUUCAAUCAGUAAUGAUUACUGCCACUUUUUAAAGAUGUGGAAAUGAAGGAAAAGAAGUUAAAUGACUUGCCAGAGACCACAGAUGUAGCAGUAUUCAAUCCUGGAAUAAAAAUGGAUUCUUGCUUUUUGUCCUAAAAAAAUUAAGAUGCUGGUAUAUAAAAUCUUCAUUGCUAAUGAUAGGCAAUAGCCUGUACAAACAAUUCCAAAUAUUGCCAAACAAAUUUUUAUCUUAAUAAUAUGGUUAAUUAUCAACAGCUUGCUCUAUUUUUGUUACUAUUUUUACAGAAUUUGAGCAAAUAACCUUGUUGUUUAUUUGGAAAAUAAAAAUUCGUUCUCAUACAUUAUUUAUUUGUGGUAACUAAGGCUGAUAAAUUUUAUUUAAUUUUCUGUGAUUUGGGAUUGGCCACAUAGGUAAAGUAGUAUCUCUUUUGCCUUUCAUUGACUGAGUUUAGAACAAUAAAUAAUGAUCACAUGCUACAGGCUGGAUUUUUGUUGUUUGUUUUGAUACAUAGUCAUUUAUACUCAGAAUUUCAAAUUCUUGAUAUUGGAUUUCAUAUGUUCAAGUUAUCCAUAGACUUUAAAUAAUAAAAUAGCAUGAAUUUGAGUAAAUAACUGCAUAAUCCACUCACAAGAUGCAUUUCAGAAAAUAUUAGUGCUGCACUUUUACUUUAUUUAUUCUUGGUUUUCAUUAGUCCACACUAGUAUCCGUAGCCCUUCAAUUAAAUCUCUAAAACUAGGAUUUGUCACAUCUUCUCUCUGUAGCAAUUGGUCAUGUUUGUUGAUUUUUUUAGUGACAAGCUUUUCAAAUGGGACACAUUUUUUAAUGAUUGAUUAACCUGGGAUCUUUAACAAAAGCUUUCUUAAAGCAUGUAUUGAAUAUUCUACUUCAAGCAUUGGUCUCAGAUAAUUCAGCCACAUUGAUGUAAAUUAUCCUUGGCAUCAAGAAAGCAGAUGUAAACUGUUUGUUACACUACCACAGACACUUAAUUUUGGUGUAAAUGUCACUCUUGACAGCUCUUUGUAUAAAGAAUUAAUUCCAAGAGUCAUAUUUCCUUCUAAUGGAAAGAUUGCUUUAGCGAUUGCUAGGGAAAAAAAGGGUGAUAGAAGGCACUCAGUUGAGGCAACUUGUUUCCAAAAGCAAUGUAUAUGUUUUGAUUGGUUUGUGAUAGGCAGCAUUUAGGAAUUAAUUCUGCGAGUUGUCAGGCUCCCUUAGGUCUAACUAAAAAUGAAGACAUCUCAGCACCACACAGAAGGUGCUCAACCCCUCAUAAAGUCACACACCCUUGGUGUUAAGAGGUCCCCUUUGAGCUUUGCAGAGCACAAGUCAGAUGUUAUUCUCAUACUUGCAUUUUAAUGCUUUUACUUCAUGCUUCCCAUUGUUCAUUUCAGCUCCAUUUCACAGGGAUCAGUUUAUUCCUUGUGUUGUGCCUUGGGCGCCAAUGCUGUCUCGAUGCCUGUGCCAGGUUAUGGUGCUCCAGGUGGAGCAGCUACCAGACCUGUCCGUGAAGAUGAGCUUUAUUAUGUGAUUUUCUUUGUUCGUUUUCAUGGUGGCAGCCUGCACAGGUGUACAUUUCCCUUUGAGAUAGUUUGCAGGGAUUUCUGACAUGACAACUUCUACACAAAGAGGGUGCAAAGCUGCUCUUGUGCUCUGGCAUCUCAGCCUCCCACCACCAGACUGUGGGAGCUGCUCCAAGGCUGCAGUCUCACAAAUCCAUCAGGCAGCACAGUUAGAGAUGUGCAGCUGAUGGCUCCUUUCCUUGUUGUCUUUUUCACCCCCUCUAAAGCUGUGCUACAAGGCACAUUUGAAAGAUGUUCAGGCUCCCCCCAUCCUACUUCCUCCUGACUCUGCAGUGAUUGUGCUGUUUCCAGAAGAGCCAAGGUCCAGCCUGGAAGCUGGUUCCUAUUUUCAGAGUUGUUGUCUGUUGGACAUCCCAGGAAUAUAGCGCUGGGCAAUAAGAUCAAACUGAAACAUGAAAGAGGUUUUUUGUCCAAAUACAUUAUGUCUAAGCACAUAGGAAAUGGAAACCUGAGACAGAAUAGCUUGCUUUUCCCUGGCAAUAACAAAAUAAUGUAUUUACACCUACCAGCCUGUCCCAGCCCUUUCUGCCUCCACUCUAGAAAUUAAUUCCUAUCUCUGACAUCCAUUAGGAACAGUGUGUUGCAGACCCAGUCCUCUUCUUUCCUUUUUAAAUUUCAUGCUUUGUAAAUGACAAUCACUGCUUGACGCAGAUGUUGCACUGUAUGCCACUCAGGGAUGUUUCAUUACUAAAAAUAGCUAUAUAAAUAUAACAGUGAUAAUAAAGAAGAGAAUGUUAGAGGCUUUGAAGGGCACAGGUUGAGCUGCCCAAAUGAACACGACCCAGACAAGGCUUUCAAGCCAGUUAUUAGAAUUAACAUUGGUAUAAACUGAAUUCACUGUCAGCAUUUCCUCAGCUUGAUGCAGGACUCACUUCACCCGUUGUUUCACAGUCAGUGGAGCCCUACUGAUCCAUCAGUUUGUGAUGUUAGAGUCCUUUUGGAAACAAAAUGCCAGCGAGCUUUGUAUGAGUUACUGAAUUUAGACAACUGACAAAAGAAAGUGUAGUUUAAAGGUAUUGAGUUUAGGUACUAUUAAUGUGAGCUCAUAUUCAGAAUUGCUGCAGGCAUGUGAGAAAGGUUAAGAUGUGGAAUAAAUGAUAGUAUGUCAGCAAUGACAGCAACAGUUAUGCUGAGCUACCACAUGGAGAAAUGACUAUAAAGAGCAAGUAGUAAUAAGUGGCUAACAGCUACCCUUUCCUCUCAGGGAUGCACAAAAUCCUAGCUACCCCCAGACCUCUGUAGCAGUGCUUGUCCAUGGUAUGAUCAGUCCUUUUCUCACCUCAGGCAAACAUGACCUCGUUUUAUACUGCACUAGUGAAAAAUAAUCCCAUUUCCUAGAAUUUUGAAACACAUUUCUGCUUAUCCCUAGCUUUACACCACAGGUUUUCUAUAGACCUAUCAUUACAAGAACACACACAGAAAGACAAAUUGCAGUGGAUUAUAUUGCCAGUCAUUGAGUUAGUUCCAGGUCUCCAGUCAAGAGGUUUUCCUCAGCUCUAAGUAUGAUCAUUGCUCCUAUUCUCACAGUGAGUAUGUAUGGGUUUUGACUCCCUCCAUCUUCUGAACUCCCUACACCUAGAAGAUGGGUGGACAGCUUCAAGAGCUGGAAAGGAGAGACCAACAUCCCUAUGCAUCAAGGUUUUCACAAUCUUAUUCUUAGCCAACUGUCCCAUUGCAAUUUCAAUUUUAAUCUUUCAGGUUGCUGGGAGCCAUGAAUAAGUGACCAAAAUUCUUGUUAGCAUGAUACCUGCCCAUUAAAAAGAACAGUCCUCUGGCCAGAGGACCUUGCCUCUCUUUCCUUUUCCUUUUAGUCCUAGCUCCUAAUGAGUGAGGCCUGAAGUGGUAAAUGAUUCAUCUUUGCUCUUUCUCAAAGCUGAUCCUUACCUACAACCUGCGAGGGAGGCUCCACCUAGAAGGUAGGAAGCAGGUUCCUUCCUCCCAGCCUCUGUGUCCUUACUUAGCUGUAUUGUCCCUGCAUGUGUUGUCACACAUGUGUUGUUACACAGCGAGUAAGGCUGUGUGACAAUGAGCUCAACACCCCAGUAAUUUACCAUCCCGGAAGUGGUUCGCAGCAGAUCACUUAACUAUAAAAGCCACUUGUGUACGCAGUCUGCCGACAAAAGCCAUUGUGAAGAGACCUAAAAUUUCUACAGUGGUAGCUCACAGAUCAGUAACUUUCCUAAAAAGGCAGCCUAAAUGUCCAGAGACAUGAUGGAUGUGUCAUUGUCCUCCAAACAAUCCUUGCAUUUCAUUUGUGCUGAGAGAAUAAGGCAAUGAACAAAAUGCUCUAGGAGAGGACAGAUAUUUCCUGGGUGUUACUGCAGGCGGUGAGGACAAUACUGCUCACAGUGAGUUCAGUAACAUGAUGUACUACAUCUACAUAAUUUCAUCAUCCUCACAAUUCAAGCACAGCACAUAGGGAGAGUGAAAGAAAACAUCAUUGGAUAUAGCAGCAAUAAAUAUAUUAUAAGUGUUUCUUUGUAACUGUACUUGCAGAAAUUGUUUGCUUUGCACGUGGUCUUCUGUACAAUAACAUAAAGAAAAAACUUCAUCUAAUGUAGAUAUCACAGCGUUUUUGCAUAUUUGUUGGAUUCGUUGGAUGGAGCUGCUAAUUUGUGAUCGAAGAUACUGCUGUUGAGAAAAAUGUAUGUGCUUCAAGAAAAGGCUGAGGCCCUUGUUUAUGGCUAUACAUUGGCAGCAGUAAAGUAUGUUCAAUAUAAAACUCUGUCUGGAGAGAAUUUAAAAGAUGUCUCCUGGUUUUCAAUAUUAUGAUCACGUUGGUCCCUUAUUUGGGCAACAAGAACGCAACUGCAUUGAAAAACAAGCAGGGCCAGAUGGUUAACCACAAAGAACAGGAAAGAACAGGCUUUACCUUGAAGACUGUUCCAGAUAAAACCAGCUUAUUUAAAAAAAAAAAAAAAUAAAAAAUAUAUUAAAAAAAAAGCACUUAUACUUGUCUUGAUUAGACACACAGCUUAAUAA